CAUACACUUUAGGCGAAAAGGUAAUCUGCAUUAUUAUUGUAACCCAACGAGUACUGGUAUCUGGAGUUUGAUAUGAUAUUUCAAUAAUGGCAUGCCUUUCUAUCAAACGCAUAUUUUCUAUCUCAAUUUUCGUUGAAAUAUUUUACUUGACUUUAGCUGGUCUGAGCAUUUCGAAUAACGCAUUUAUACGAGACGCUUCUACCGAAUAUCAAAUAUCCGGUAGUUCAUUGAGUCUACAGUACUUACAGCGAUAUACCGGACAAACAAAAAUUGGUUCAUAUGAAGGAAACAUUCGUGGCUAUGCAGUUUCUGGACAUUCCGAAGUGAAAAUUGCACUGGAGUCACAAUAUUAUGAGCUUGCCGACAAUGUCAGCGCACAGAUUUUCAGACAGACAUUUCCAAAUGGCCUGACCAACACUUCUACUGGUGAAAGGGAUGGUCUGAUCACUGGCUGGCCCUGCUUUAAGAAAGAGAGUGAAUCCAAAUUGGGCUUCUGGUCUCUGGGAGAUUACAUGUUUGGAUGGAUGAACCAGCAGUUCGGAAAAUGGAAUGAAGACACCAUGAAAAUUUCAACUGGAUUGAAGUCUGGCCCUCUUAUGAUUUUGGAUGGUGUGGCUAAUGUGACUACAAUCUACUCUCGCUUUGAGGAGUUCUUGGCCACCCACAUGGCCUGGCAUGCGAGUAGAACAGACAACGGCACUAGCGAGUCCAGUGAGCUCUGCUAUGGCAUCAUGGGCAAUAUCUCAGAAGUGCCUGAACACUAUUCAGUCUCAUUCAUUCAGGUGGAUAUCCACGGCUUGUUAUCCCCUAGGAAAGCCUUUCAGAAAUGGGGUGAAAUAAUGACAACAUACUACGGCAAAACCAACAGCGCAAUGCAAACUGACCUGAGCGUGAACUAUCUGGGAUACUACACUGACAACGGAGCUUAUUACUACUACUCACCUGAGGUGAAUGAGACGUAUGAACAGACAAUUUAUCACGUAAUUGAUCAUGCGGAUGAAGUGGGACUGCCAUUCAAGUAUGUCCAGUAUGACUCAUGGUUUUACCCCAAGGACACACAAAAUGAUGCAGUCACUCAAUGGGUCGCAACCAAGGAGACCUUUCCGGACAACUUGACGGCUGUUUUCAACGGGACCAAGCUGCCAGUGGUAGCUCAUAACAGGGAUCCACUUAAUAACGCCGCAAUCUUGUACUUUUCACCCUACAACGUGUAUGCCAAGCAGAACGGGGGCUCAUUUGAGUUCAUAGUGGAAGAGGACAUUGCCAUCCCUGCAGACGCAAGACUGUGGCAGUUUCUGUUCCAGCAGUCUAAAGUGUGGGGUCUCAACACCUACGAACAGGACUGGCAAAAUAGAAUUCUGGAGGAGUGCGUGGCUACCACCUCCACGCUCUCGGCUGCCUCCGACAUGUUCUACCAGAUGGGCGAGGCGGCGGACCAGAGCGGCAUCUACAUAAAAUACUGCAUGUCCCCACCCAAAAGUGCAUUACAAAGUCUACUCUCAAACGCAGUCUCACAGGGUCGAGUGAGCGAUGACUACCAGCCAGGCAAUGAUCAGUGGAAAAUUGGGGAAACAUCGAUGUUCGCAUGGGCCAUGAAUCUGGCUCCAUUCAAAGACACCUUCUGGACGACUACUAGCCAACCCGGAAAUCCAUACAACCUAUCGGAGCCGUAUCCUAAGUUAGAAGCAAUGGUUGCACUUUUGAGCGCGGGUCCAUUCGCCACUUCGGACAAGAUCGGGUGCGAAUCAUUAUCCCUGAUUGCCAGUGCGACGAACAAAGACGGACUCAUCCUCAAACCAGACCAACCUGCCUUUGCAAUUGACCGACAGAUACUUCAGCAGACUGGUCUUAUAUCAGACGGACCUCACGGUCAAGUCUGGACAACAUUCUGCAAAAUUGGUUUUUUGACGUACGGAAUUAUUUUUGCUACCGAUUUGAAAAAGUCGUUCAAGAUGACGAUGGACGAUCUAGGUUUCAACCCUGGUUUAAACUCUGUGGUGUAUGUCUCAGAAGUCGGAUGGUACAAAACUUUAACUUACCAUAACGGAACUUUCAUAUUGGAGAACUGCACAAAAGAAGAACCCUGCUUAAUGUACACUAGUCCGAGGCUUCAGAGACAGGGGGUAGAUGCCAAGGGGAAGACGUUACCGGCUGUCUAUGUGUUGGGGGAAUUGGGAAAGUGGGCGCCUAUGAGCUCGAAAAGAGUGGAACGAAUAUCAGUGACCUAUGAUGAUGUCAUAAUAGACUUGAAGGGUGCAGCAAACGAGUAUGUCUCUAUUACAUUCCUAUUGGACGAAGGAGACUACUCUGAGUUAUACUACACUAUGAUUGGCUGUAUUUUGAACCAAUCGGGUCGCACUACAAUGACUUUAAAGAUGAUUUCCUGCUCCAAUGAAACAGAAUCGUUUUCGCGAACUUUCAAACAUUCGGAGAAACGAGUCAGCUGAAUGAACUUCACUUCAAAUAAAAGCAUAAGGAGAAAACUUUUAUUAUAUACUUGCAUGCUUUAUCGAAGGAACUUUAAAAUAUAUUACAGGUAGAGCAAGUUACAGGUGGAACUGUACAUUUAACCAGUUUAUUUAUAAGACCAAUAUAACUCUAGUUUUAUCAAAUGAUACAAGCUACGUUUG
Symsagittifera roscoffensis is the source of this 2630-nucleotide messenger RNA. RefSeq lists its product as uncharacterized. The transcript is spliced from 13 exons. The coding region runs from base 87 to 2447 and encodes 786 amino acids. The record is from RefSeq and is a predicted model, not a curated record. NCBI's taxonomy places the organism in Eukaryota, Metazoa, Xenacoelomorpha, Acoela, Convolutidae.